Messenger RNA from Varroa destructor (honeybee mite), 7206 nucleotides. RefSeq lists its product as uncharacterized. Lineage: Eukaryota; Metazoa; Arthropoda; Arachnida; Mesostigmata; Varroidae. The record is from RefSeq and is a predicted model, not a curated record. Gene Ontology annotation, molecular function: protein binding.
UGCGUGCGCUUCGGUUUCCAAUCGGCGUCUGCAAUUAUCUGCUGUGCGUGAAAAAUCGUUUGGUUAUUUGACAUCGAGGCGCCCUAGAGUCGCAGCAGCAAUAGGCCAUUACCCCCCGUAUUGCCUAGCUAUUGUUCUAUUGCUGAUAUAUUGAUAAGCAGAAAAUAGAUCGAUGUCCUGCUGGCCACUUGCUAGCUAAGUAGUGCGGCAACGGUGGCACGUUGGCAACGUAAAAGUAGUGAAGCUGGUGGUUGACGUAUUAUUAAACACUUCAAGACAGCGUAGCGAUAUUUUUUAGCUGUUCUCAAACGAUCUAUUUCACAGCUGUGUGCGUACUAGCAGUGUACAUAUCGUCGUGUGAACAGAAUUCUGAACAGCCAAUUUGUCGCCCAUUGAUAAUGGAUUCUACUGAUAAUCACGGAACUACAGUGCACGCCGCGUGAUAUAUAGGGACAUAUUGUAUAAUAUAUAAAUAUAUCUGUCUGCGAUUUUCGUUCUUUCUUUUUCCGUUUGCGCCAGAUUCUGGGUGAUGUUAUUGUAGAAUAAAAUUUCUCGCGAAAGAAAAACGAGUACGAUGAGGUUAAUGGCGCUGUUCGCUCUUAUUUUUCUGUGGCAAAAGAGGAGACAAAAGGGGUUUCGACAACGGAAAGCAAGCGAAGAAAAAACGACCGAAUGCUCCUCAACGACAAAACGGCAGAGGAAAGAAAUCGGAGACGUGUCGCUGCUGCCUCUUCCCUGUAGUGUGUAACUGAUCGUAUGUGAUCCCGUGGCCUGCAUUAGUGUAACUGGCCAUUGUUGGACGGCCGGCCUGGGGCGAACAAUAGAUGUGUGCGUCUGUGUGAGUGUAUUUGUGUAUCCAUGUCAUAUAGAUGGAAUCAUCCUGCACGGAUUUGAAGAAACGUGACACGCGUUGUGAAACAGGAGAAGGUCAUCGUUCAGAGUCGCUGUUCCGUUUGUCGCUCGACAGCUACAGCAGACCUCAGGGGGUAUUAUCCCCCAAGGAAAAGUAACAAUCCUAGAUUGAGCUGCGUCAAACAUCAUGUCAAACACACAAUAAAGGGCCACUCUCCUGUGAGAUAGUUUUGGCGACUUAUCUGUUUCGGUCGCCACAUUUUAGGGGGGUUCCCAGAAGCUUUUGCGUGUAUUCUCCAAUCGAUAUCUGCAUGUGACAUACAGAGGGGGCGCUUUUUAUGCUCGACAUCGUAAAUCGCCAGCAUCCGCGGGUUCGGUGCGAGAUCUCUGGACAGAGCGAUAUGUAGAUAUAGAAAGAGAGAAAAAGGGCGAGGUCUAACCCAGCAAAAAAAAGCUGGCGCUGCGAGCGAUUGAUGCGGCUUUUACCUAUAUGCGGUGGCACAUUUCCAUCAUGUUGUCAUUACGACACGAUCUGCUAUGCGUUACCUCACUGAUGCCAUAGAGGACAAACUUCAGCUGUAACAACAGCUAUCGAGAGCCCGCGUGAACUUGUUUGUCGUUCGUUCGACUUUAGAUCAACAUCCUAUAGAAUUGCUUUCUUCGCCGUCGUUUACAACGGCUGAACAUGGCUUUGGCCAACUGUGCUCGUGCCACUGGGCUGUGUAAGAUUGUGGAUAGGCGUCUAUACAACAUAUUGGUAAACAAUUAGGUUAGACGUGAUAACUAGGAUAAUAUCGCACAGCCGAAAUGAAUUAUCAGACAAGUCUGUACCGCUGGAUACCACCGUCUCCUAUAUUUUAAAUAGCCCUUCGUCCAGUUCCCAUAGCAUUCACACAUCGCUGUCAUUUUUGUUCGGUGUUUUCGUGAAGUUGGGCAAUAAAGUGAACCCGGAAUUGGGAUAUGCUAAUACGUGAUUGUUGUAGCCAACCAACCCCAUACCGUUCGUCAUUUUGCCGUGGUGUCGCUUAGAUGAGUGGAGAAGUCAUGCUUUUUUCGCGCAAUGCCAACUGAUACCGCUUGCUAACAUUAUUACUUCCAUAGAUGUAGUGUGCCCAUACAUAUGGGGUGCUGUGGAAAGCAGCACCAAUAAACACUUAUACGCCAAGUGGAUAUCUACAACAAUAUGGACAACAUGUAUAUAUAUACUGAUGCUUUUUCAGAUUUUCAUCGAUAAUAAUUCCAUACUGUAUGAUGAUGAACUCGAUCAAAACAAAUUCAACUUUGUUGAAAUUAGCAAUGCCCGUUACAUCCGUCGGUACGGCCCGUCGGCUGAAUUACAGUUCCAGCUCUACAAUCACCCUCCGGUCAGUAGCGGACUAUCGGCAGAGCAGUCUUAUACGAGACAUCCACUACCAUAAGCAAUAAAAUAUCUCACGCCCUUGGUCAAGCCGCGGCCAGGAGACAAAGUGGAGCCUCAAUUGAGGUAGCUCAUUCCGUAAGCGUUACUUCGAUGUCUAUGUGAUGUGAACCUCUACGAUACGUGCGAGGCGCGGUGUUACCUUCAGGGGCGAUGUCGACGCGAGAGGAUCGGCACGUGUCCGCCCUUAUUCGACGUCGAUGCUGCUGGAGUACGUCGUCACAUUCGGCUGUAGUGCCUACCCGUUUAGAUAUUGUUGCAACGCAGCCGGCUCCUUUGUCUUCGCUGCGGAAAUGGCGACCAGGUGGUGUAGACCCAUUUAUAAUCGCGCUCUGGGUUCUUCUGCUGUCAUUUGCGUCGUCAGCCGCCCUAAGCACGUUAACUGGCGCCAAUGGGAUGCCAAUCUUGCUACCGCUCGUAGACAACAGUGAAAUAUUAGGCGUCAAUAAGGAAGACAAACAGCCAUUAACGUCAAGUGGUUUAUCAGGCGGCAGCAGCCAAGACGUGGUCGGAGUGGUGGCAGUCGUCGCUGAGGAGGAGUGCCCAACAGGAUGUUUUUGCAAAUGGGCAAACGGGAAACGGACUGCCGAAUGUGGGGCGGCCGGCCUAACCGAAGUACCCGAAGGACUCAAUAGGGACACGCAGGUCCUGAAUCUGUCAAAUAAUACCAUUUCGUUUCUUGGUCCACGUGAGUUUCACGCUAAAGGCUAUUCGAACCUGCAACGAAUCCACGUUGCUCGAUGUGGCCUAUCCAUGAUUGCCCCAUCAGCAUUUCAUCUGCUGACGAAUCUCGUUGAGUUGGACCUUAGCUCGAAUAAGUUACAUCGGGUGCCAAGUAGUGCUCUCUCGGAUUGCGGCUCUCUACGCCGACUCUCCCUUAGCUUCAAUCCCAUCGAAACGAUUCAUGACGAUGCGUUCAGGGGCUUGUCGCGUCUGGGAACACUCGAGCUCAAUUUCUGCCGCUUGACGGUCGUCGAGAGCCUCGCCUUUCGAGGCCUGCGAUCUCUAGAAUUUCUACGAAUGGCACAUAAUCUGCUCAAGAGGGUCCCUCCAAAUGCACUUAUCGAGCACCUUCCGCCACAGCUGUAUGGUGUUAAUUUGGAAGAAAAUCCAUGGACGUGUGACUGUGAAAUGCGUCAGGUUCGUCAAUGGAUGGAGGAAAACAAUAUUCCAUUAUCGGCUCCUCCUAAAUGCGCCCACCCACAUCGACUUCAAGGUGUCUCUUGGCAGGCCCUGGAGUUGGCAGACUUUGCAUGCGCACCAGAACUCGCGGCAAUCGAUUCUGUGGCGGCCGCUGUCGAAGCUGAGAAUGCCACACUUCGGUGUGAAGUUGAAGCGCAGCCCCCUUCGAGCACCGCAAUUAGUUGGGCUUUCAAUGGUCGACCGAUACGAAAUAUGUCAUUAAUUUCAUUCGGUCGUCAGCUUUACAUAAUCCGCGAGGAGGUGUCCCUUAGCCGGGUGAAAACCAGCGUCCUCACGAUUGUCAAUGCUUUUGUCAAGGACAGCGGUAGUUAUACUUGCGUGGCGACCAAUCGGGCUGGCAAUGUAUCAGGCCAUGCCACGCUACACAUAUAUCCCCGCGAAGAGUUCGGCCCCUUGACGUCCGCGGAAAUCGGAGGUGUCGUCCUAGGCUUUCUGUUGACACUGGUUGUCCUUGUUGGCGCCGUAUAUAUGGUGAUGCAACAGUACCAAAGCUAUUGCCAACAGAGGGCCGCUUCGUCAGGAAGUGCGCUUGACGACCAUGCAGACCACACUCUCAAGGGCACCCCGGACAGGGGUCAAACGCUGAAGGAAAAAAGUGGGAAAAACAAUGGUGUCAAAAUCCCUUCAUGCGCAAAGCCCAGCUAUGAAACUGUCGUAAGUCUAACGAAAAACAACGGCCACGUCGGCGUUGAUCUCGUAAAUUCGACCAACAAUGGUGCUGCCCCCUUUACCGAGGUGCGAACGCCGCCGGAACGGCCUCACAACUCGGGCGACAAUGACGGUGGCAGCUCUUCAAACAACAAGGUUAACCAAUUACCUCUGGGCGGGCUUUCGAUGGCAGGCGGUACCAAUGGCUUUCUACAGCAAACGUUUUACACAGCAACGACUGACUGCCAAAAGCCGCAAGCAACGACCAUUCUACCGACGAGAACAAAACAAAACAUUGCUUUGACGACAGACAGCCCCUCCACUGUACCAUCUGCGACACAAAUGGUUUCCAAUACGGUAAGAACUCCAUGCAGUAAUUCAUCAGGAUCCAAGGAUAAUUUUAACGUAUGCGCUGAGGCCGGCGGCAGCAGUAGCUGUAAUGAUGCCACAAACGGUUCAGCGAAGCAAGCAUACUCUACUUUCGAAAAGAACAAUGCGAGCCUCGUAAACGCCAUCGCUUUCGAGCUCGAAGAAAAAAUUGCCAAUCGCGUGAUUGAGAACCUCAACUUGCGCAAUCGGCAGUCGCAAAUGAUGACAAUGGGCUCCGGCGGUACCGUUCAACAACAACCUCAGCACCAACAGCUGUCGCCGCAUCAGCCAAGGCCCUUAAGUGAAGACCUUGAAGACCACGUACCGCCACCCCCUGCCCCAAAGGAAGCAACCAGUGCCAAAAGCAGCAAGGAUUUUCUUCAUGUGGCCGCGCUAAAGGCGAGAUCUAAUGGGACGGUCAGUGCGAGGAUAGUGCAUGGAAGCGGGGGCGGGACAGGUUCGACUCCGGUGGUUGGACUAGGGGGAAAAAACGUUGCCUGUGGUUUUGCAACGGGUGAGAUGCAGCUAGCUCAUGCACAAGCCAAUCCCGCGUUUCACCUCGACCUUCGUGGGGAAUUACGGGACAGUCCUGAUGAGGGACUUGGGGACGAAAGAGACUAUGAAACCGAUGACGGACCGCACACGUAGUGUAAAUAAGUAGGUUCCAGAAGGGGGCGUGUUUGUACAGAGUUGUUGUAAUAGAAAGCGAAAGGAUCAAGAGAAGACCUACAUGGGACAAAACAAAUGCACGACAGACGCCAGCAUGCCACGACGCGGUCGAAUGAAUAGUGUUAAAACGACACCACUUAACAUAAACUGCAUCCGCAACAAUUUGAAGGAGAUUGGCCAUAUUACGAUGUGCUGCUAUACACGAAAGGGUGCACGUUUAAAAACGGUCAAAUGUUUUUUAAAACGAAAAAAGAAAAACAAAGUACGACAAAUGGAAUCCGUUUUAUGCUUCCGUCAUUUGCAUCAUCACAACAGCCGGAUAGCAGAUAUUAACUGUACGGUUAAUAGCUGCACCAUAUAUCAAUAUGGACAGCAAUAAUCCAUAUAAUGAGUAAUUGGCGUACUUUGCUGGUCAAAGCCCUAAUGGACGUGCUCGUUAUAACACCCAUAUGGAAAUCCACGGACGCUGGACGAUCUUUGCACGUCGAGUGUAAGUACACAACAAAAAACAAGCCACAGCCGCAUACACAUUCGUAGCCCAAUCUAGAAAUUUUCAUGUUUGCUUUGAAGACUUACAAACAAUAGACCGCAUACAAUCGAAAAUAAACACAAAGGAAUUGCAUCUGGCUAAGCAGACCAGGACACACAAGAAAACCUUUAAGGAGAAUUGAAAACGAAGAGGGUGCCGCCAAUUGUAGUCGAAGCGAUUGUAGCGACGUCACUCAGCAUCUGUGAUCUGUACAAAGGAAAAGUCGAAAUGUGGCUGGCUAGAUGCAGGGGAUAUACUGUGUGUGGUGUGCGGACGCAGACGAGGUGGAAGAAAGUAUCAUCGUUUUAGAAUUUUAGGCCAGUGGCAACGUUAAUGAUGGCUCCGAGAAGUAGAGAUGUACUCUGGUCGUUAACAAGAAUGACAACAUUAUAGUGCUAUAAUGAGUAGUAUUGAAAAAGUGAUACCAGUGAAUAAUUACGCUGAAACAAAAGAGCGUACUAAAAAUAGGUUGGCCAAAGUAUCAGGCCUAUUCUAACGUAACCGGACGAAAUUAUCAGAGAGAAAAGACGAUCUGUAUAAAGGGCAGCCAAACAAAGUGAGUGUUAGCGGGGAGCAGCAGGCAUCUGGAGGAUUAAAUAGUAAUGGUAUCGUGGGAAAAGGUGAAAAGAGCCAAACCAACGAGAUACCGUGAUCCAGCUGCCUGAUGGCAGACAUAAUGAUGCCCCAUGAAAAAUGCACUCUUUAGCAACCAGUGACGACGGGCCAACUUCACUUUUCGUCGAACAAUGGUAGAAUAUGAUGAGUGCAACUAUUUUCAUUGAUUAGAUCCUAGCUUCAAUGAAAUUCAACUGUUAAAAGUUUUCCUCAUCUACUACCCUAGCACUUGAGGUUUCAUAACGAUGAUUCCAACUUUAUGUUACCUCAUCUCUGAAUCAUACGUUGACAUGAAGCUCAGCACAAAGCAAAACAAGUGCAAUAUAUGUAGAUGUAUAUAUAUAUAUAUAUUUUUAGUACACGUAAGCUAUAGAAUACACUAUCCGAGACGUUCAUGUUAGAAUAGCUCUAAUCGGUGGUCGACAGCAUACAAACGACGAUUAUGCGAGCGUCUGUGCUUGUAAGCUUUGCCAGUGAUUUGUGUAUUACUAUAGACAAAAAAAAAAAAAAAAAAAAAGAGAAAGAUCUUUAGAACGGUUAUUCAAUUUCACACAAACGUUACUUUGUCGCGGAAAACAUUAGCGAGCUAUUUAUUAACGUAUUUACUUUAGGUAGACGAUUAAUUCUAUACAGAUAUAAUAAAAGUGUUGUAAAUGAAAAGUAACUGUCUGACUGGGGCGCAGUAUAGAACUGCGUUUUCCCGUGUUCGUGUCCUUUGUUUCUGUACACAAGUUAUAACGUCAUGGGAUGUCGUCUGUUAGAACGCGACGAUAUACGCAUGGAAUAGGAAGAGAUACACUGUAUAUACGAUACCAAACAGGAAAAUGAAAAAAAAAACUAAUGAAAAUAAUAAACACUGUGCGAUUGAUGAAAAUGGCGAUCGGAAAUUGAUGAGAUCAACAUG